This is a messenger RNA of Cydia splendana, 1335 nucleotides long. RefSeq names its product histone acetyltransferase p300-like. The coding region runs from base 119 to 643 and encodes 174 amino acids. NCBI's taxonomy places the organism in Eukaryota, Metazoa, Arthropoda, Insecta, Lepidoptera, Tortricidae. The transcript is spliced from 4 exons. Gene Ontology annotation, cellular component: histone acetyltransferase complex; transcription regulator complex. The record is from RefSeq and is a predicted model, not a curated record. Gene Ontology annotation, biological process: positive regulation of transcription by RNA polymerase II. Gene Ontology annotation, molecular function: transcription coactivator activity; chromatin DNA binding; histone acetyltransferase activity.
GAUCCGCGAUCGACGAUUAACGUAAAUCUUCAAUUAAAUAAACAAAAUUGGGUCGGGUUAUUCUUUGGUUUUAUUUUAGCUUGGACAGACCACCCAACUGAAAUGCUACAAUAUAAUCAUGGAUGUGCCUAACGACCCAGUUGAACACCUCUCUGAUGAAGAGAAAAAUAAGUUGAUUCGCCAGCAGUUAAUUCUAUUGCUGCAUGCUUACAAAUGUGAGGAACGGGGGGUUCAGCAGUGCACACUGCCUUGGUGCUCGGACAUGAAAGCAGUUCUCAUUCAUCUCAGGCUUUGCCAAGAAGGCAUUUCUUGUGGAAUACCACACUGCAUAUCUUCAAGACAAAUAAUACGACACUGGAAAACAUGUGUCAACAGCGCCUGUCCAGUCUGCUCCCCAGUUAAAGGGACGACGCCAAAAGAGUGGCACCAGUCAAUGACAGAGGGAAAAAGGCGCCAUCGAGUGGAGCUUUUGGACAGGGAAACUAUACCUGAUCCGAUGUCAGUGGAGAAAAGCAUAUAUCAUUUGGCGGACACUCUUGAAAAUUACUACCGUAUGAUGGCUGCGAAAAUGUGCCAAGAGAUAAACAAGGAGAGCGAGCAACGCCAGCCUGCUCCUAUUGUUUUAAUCGACUUCGAAGUGUAAAAACCGGCCAAGUGCGAGUCAGACUCGCGCACGAAGGGUUCCGUACUUUAGUGCUACACCUUAUUUACAUAUAGACAGUGUUAGAGUAUAUAAGGCUACACAUGUAUAAUUUGAGACGCAUUAUGCCAAUAUAAUAGAAAGCAGUUGUUUGUCUUUACGUCCCACCUCACAUGGCGACCCUGCCAGGCUACUGCGAAAAAAACGGGAAAAAGUCACGAUUGUUGUAUGGGAGCCCCACUUAAAUAUUUAUUUUAUUCUGUUGUGAGUAUUUGUUGUUAUAGCGGCAACAGAAAUACAUCAUCUGUGAAAAUUUCAACUGCCUAGUAGGGAUGUACCGACUAGUCGGGAAAGCCGACUAUCCGGCCUCAUUUGUAGUCGGCGACUAGUCGGCAAAACUGGCCGAUUAGUCGGCACUUUAUAAGUGACAGAAAAACAGGGCAAAAAGAAAUAAACAGCACAUAUUUUCAUAAGCUUUUUACCUAUUUUACCCAAAUUUUUAUUUAGGGUGCUUACGAAAACUUUUGUUUGAAAUUAUUGACCUUGUGGUCGUUUUUUUAUGUCCGAUUGUGCGGUCGCCGUAUGAAAUAUAACCUUAGGAUUUUUUAUUUAGUUUUUUAGCGUUACUAUAUGAUAUAUAGCGCGACGAAAGGGGUAAAACAAUUGUUUUUUUGUGCAUUUGAACUGAACUUAGA